AUGACUGAAGACGGAUUGACAAAGCUAAACCUGGAGGCAUUUUUAGGAAUGUCUGGGAACACCCAGGAGCUGUUGGAUUCACUCGGUCUAUCAGCCAUUCCGGACUUAUCCAACUUGGGAACUUUAAGUAAUAAUAACAACAAUUCUCCUUUAUCCUUUGAUCCAAAUGAUCCAUCUGCGGCUGCAUUUUACAUAGCUCAACAGGUAGCUGCCAUUGAGCAUCCCCCUCCUCCGAGGAAGAUGACUUCUUCAGAGAAAACGCGUUCUGAAAAUCGUGAACGGAAAAAGCGUUGGAGGGAACAGAAUGAAGAGCGUAACAAAGACAAUGACCUGCGUUGUCGUGUAAACAAAAAGGCCAAAAAACUUUUUGGCGGCGAACCAAGCAUCGAAAAAACGAACUGGAUUGAGGCUGAGUUUAACCGUCGUCAUUCCAAGCGUAAAGAAAAGGAGCGUGCCUCUGCUCAAAACAGUACGAGCAAUGGAGUCUCUCGUUCCAAUUCUCAGGGUCUCUUGCCCGACUUAGAUUUACUGGCUACCAAUUCUUCCGCAAAUGCUGUUCUUCAAGGUUCUGCGAUUAACAAUGCUCUCAGUGCUUUGGCAAAAGAUCCCAAUCUUAUCCAUAAUCUUUUAACCCAAAUGGACUUUGAUCCAUCCAAGAAAAAUGACUUGAAUCUUGGUGCUUUAAAUGAUGUAGUACCAAAUUCUCAAAUUCCUCAGCCAGAGCACGAGUUAUCUGCUCUUCAAGAGCAUAAUGAGGCUCACGAUGCCGCUAUGAGGCAAUUUGAGCUUGAACGCCAACAAAGUGCUAUCUUACCUGGUCUAAAUGCCAUUGAUGGUCUACAAAAUUUGCCUAAUCUUGAUUUUACAGAUCCCAGUGUCGCUGGUGUUCAGACUCAGUCACAAGCUCCUUUGCAUCCUUUGAUUUCCCAAGCGGACAACCAUUCCAUUUUUUCUGCUCUUUCCGAUAAUUCUACUCCUGCCAGCGUCGCAGACCCUAGCUCCGACUUCAAUCUCUCCCAGGUAAUGCCCCUGGAUCUUCUUGCCCCUUCCAUCCAUGCUUCAACCGUAUCAUCCCCUGUGUCCGAAGCACACCUUAACUUUCCUCCAACAGAUAUUUCUCAUGCCAGUCUUUCCAAUCAUGAUUCUUCCUUACCUAUGCGUCCGAGAUCCCAAGCUCGUGAUAAACAUCGUGCUUUCCCAUAUUACAGCAAACGGCAGUCCGUUACAACGCCAUCAUCACCGUACCAUACGAAUGCCACUACUUCUCCACAGUUAUCUCCAGUCGAUUUUUCUUCGCAUACACUCAGCCGACCUCAAUCACCGCCCUCUUUUCCUUCAUUUGGUGAAGUAACUUUACCACCCAUCCCUUUAGCAGACACUACAGCUGACAUAACCCCCCCUCAGUCAGCCUCUAGUUCAUCAGCAUCCGAGAAAUCUCAUGCUCUUGGUUUUCCUCCAUUACCUGGUCAGAAAUUUGAGUUUCAACGGUCUUCAAAAGGUAAUAAGUAA
Schizosaccharomyces osmophilus is the source of this 1509-nucleotide messenger RNA. It is a transcript of the gene spp41, whose product is annotated as DUF3020 family conserved fungal protein Spp41. NCBI's taxonomy places the organism in Eukaryota, Fungi, Ascomycota, Schizosaccharomycetes, Schizosaccharomycetales, Schizosaccharomycetaceae. Bases 1 to 1509 code for a protein of 502 amino acids. The transcript is spliced from 2 exons. The record is from RefSeq and is a predicted model, not a curated record.